Molecule: messenger RNA, 1874 nt
Organism: Sphaerulina musiva SO2202
Lineage: Eukaryota; Fungi; Ascomycota; Dothideomycetes; Mycosphaerellales; Mycosphaerellaceae
Product: AlaDh_PNT_N-domain-containing protein
Exons: 4
Coding region: 40-1161 (373 amino acids)
Cellular component (GO): cytoplasm
Molecular function (GO): saccharopine dehydrogenase (NAD+, L-lysine-forming) activity
Source: RefSeq, a predicted model, not a curated record
GUUCACAACAAACAAUACACAUUCGACAUUUUCGGAAAGAUGUCUGGCACGAUUUUGCAUGUCCGCGCGGAGACGAAGCCGCUGGAGCAUCGCUCCGCAGUCACGCCAACCAUUGCCAAGAAGCUCGUUGAAGCUGGUUACACUGUCAAUGUCGAGCGCUCUCCCUUGAGCAUUUUUCCCGACGAGGAAUAUGAGGGCACUGGCGCCAAACUCGUACCUACUGGCUCCUGGAUGGAGGCGCCCCAGGAGCAUAUUAUCAUUGGGUUGAAGGAGCUGCCGGAAGAGGACUUUCCUUUGAAGCAUACGCACGUUCAAUUCGCCCACUGCUACAAGGGACAAGGUGGAUGGGACAAGGUGCUCAGCAGAUUCCCAAAGGGCAAGGGAACAUUGCUUGAUCUAGAGUUCCUGGAGGAUGAGAAUGGAAGACGGGUUGCGGCCUUUGGCUACCAUGCUGGAUUCGCUGGCGCAGCUCUCGCUCUCAUGACGUGGGCACACCAACUCGUGCAUGGCAAAGACUCACCUCUACCAGGUGUCACUCCAUACGAGAACGAAGGCCUUCUCAUCGCCGACGUGAAGAAGCACAUUGAAGCUGGCAAAGCCAAGGCUGGUCGUCUGCCGCGAGUGCUCGUUAUUGGCGCACUCGGCCGCUGUGGACGUGGUGCAGUCGACCUCGCCGUCAAAGCCGGUGUCGAAGAUAUCAUCAAGUGGGAUAUCGACGAGACCAAGGCAAAGCCAGGACCAUACCAGGAGAUCAUUGAGUCCGAUGUGUUUGUCAACUGCAUAUACCUGUCGGCCAAGAUCCCACCUUUCAUUGACCAGGCGUCACUCGCUUCGCCGAACCGCAAGCUGAGUGUCGUCUGCGAUGUGUCUUGCGAUACUACCAACCCUAACAACCCCAUCCCGAUCUACGACAUCAACACGACCUUCGAUCAACCCACAGUACCGGUCAAGCUGUCCGCCGAGGCGAAUGACUUCCCGCUCAGCGUGAUCAGCAUCGACCAUCUUCCGUCGCUGCUGCCACGCGAAGCUUCGGAGUCUUUCAGCUCAGCUCUCCUACCCAGCUUGCUUGAAUUGAAGGACUGGCAGAACGCGCGCGUCUGGAAGCAAGCCAAUCAGCUGUACAUGGACAAGGUUGCAACAUUACCGGAAGGCGCCAUCUAGAGCAUAGAUUGGUGGUAGAAAGAUAUCCUGCUCCUCUCGCUGCGUCCGUAGGUAUGAUAUGGCUGUGCUACAUUCUCGAAGACGUGAGGGCGUCGGUGACAGCAUAAACGACCCGGAGUUUUGCGUCAGUAGUGUGUGCAAUGCUACUGUGAAAAAGAUUGGCAAGCUAUAGAUAGUCAUGGCUCACACAGCUCAUAGGUAUAGCACCAACGAGCUCGUUCAUGCGUCACAAGAAUUCGCCAUGUCUCACUCCGCCAUCCCUAUUUCCUCGGCGGCCGCAUUAGAUCGGUAGACAACCGCUAGCUUGUCCCACGCACGUAGCUAAUCGCCGCAGCAUGGAGUGAUGAUAGCAGUGUCAACUCCGUCACGCCACCCGUUACUGGUGCAACAGAGGCAGCGGAUGCACGAAAAUAUGCAGAGAACAAUUCUUUCCAAUCACAGAGCGCACCUUCUGCAGAUAAAAUCGUACGCGACAACUUCACAUUCUGCAUAUCGCAAAGCCUCGGAUUCCCCAUUCGUAGUUGCACCAUCCAUUUCGUUUCGGGAUCCACUCCUUCCUCUGCGAUGCGUUUCCACUUCUCCAACGCUCGUCCAUGAUACGGCUCGGGGUGGAUUUCGAACUUGUCAAAGAGGGCGUACUGCGGCCUGGACUGGUCGAGGGCAUUGUAGGACAGAAAUACUCGGGUUCGCACAUCGUACCAACGCGAACCCCC